AGUUCCAGCAGUUUGAUUUGGUCUGUGGAAGAAGCAACAACGGAAAAGCAUGUGCUACGCAAGCAAAGUAAUAAAGCCGCACAUGAAAUUAAUGAGCAGCGUGGCAAGUGGAAAGGCUCGACCUUUUCAAGAUCUUCCGGGUCCUAGACGAUUCCCAUUUCUUGGAACAAUUAAUGAUAUCAUUCAUUUAGGAAACCCUAAAACGCUACAUUUAACGAUAUCCAAGCAUCAUAUAAAAUAUGGACCAUUGUUUAAAAUUCAAAUUGGGAAUGUUAAUGCCGUUUUCAUAAAGGAUCCUGACAUGAUGAGAAGUGUGUUUGCAUACGAGGGUAAAUUUCCAAAACACCCUCUGCCGGAAGCGUGGACUUAUUUUAAUGAAAAACGAAAAUGCAAACGGGGCUUAUUUUUUAUGGAUGAUGAAGAGUGGUUGCAUUAUCGUAAACUGCUUAAUCAACCAUUGUUGCGCAAUACAAGCUGGAUGAUUGGACCAAUUAAACGAGUGAGCGACAAUACAAUCAAGAGCUUACCACAUAACGCAAAACAUAGUGAUUGUAAAGAAAAGCGAUUUGAACUGCACAAUGUAGAGUCUGUAUUGUACAAAUGGUCAAUUGAAGUUCUGCUCAGUGUGAUGCUCGGAAGCUCAUAUAAUGAAAUUAAUGCAAUCAAAUUAAACGAAUUAGUCGAACAGUUCUCUCGAACUGUGUACCAAAUCUUCAUGUACAGUUCGAAGCUGAUGGCCGUUCCUCCUGAAAUAGCCGAUCGUCUGCAGCUAGAUGCAUGGAAACAAUUUGAAAGGAUAGUGCCAGAAUCCCUCGCCAUUGCUAAUAAAAUAAUCGACAUAUCUAUAGAUGACAUUGAACGUGGUGAUGGACUUCUAUCAAAAUUGGAAGACUGCAUCCCCUCUCGAGAUAGUAUAAAACGAAUUUUCUCAGACUUUAUCAUCGCUGCAGGAGAUACGACUGCAUUUGCCACAUUGUGGUGCUUGUAUCUUCUAGCCAAAAAUCAAGCUGUUCAAACAAUGGUACGAGACGAAACCAAGCAUGAUUUUCUAGAAUCACCGCUUAUUCGUGCAACAGUGAAGGAAUCUCUCCGUCUGUUCCCUAUUGCUCCAUUCAUUGGACGCUUUUUGGCUACUGAUGCUAUUAUUGGUGACUACUGCAUUCCAAAAAAUACUCUUGCAUUGCUAUCGUUAUACUCUGCUGGCAGAGACGAGGUAAACUUUUACUUGCCGAACGAAUUUCUUCCGCAAAGGUGGUUACGAAGGGACGAUAAAAACCAAUCGAUUAUACCGUUCAAUGCCAAUGCUAGUUUACCAUUCGCUAUUGGAAGUAGGAGUUGCAUAGGGCGCAAAGUUGCAUUGAUUCAAAUGCAAUAUUUACUGUCAAAGAUACUGAAUGAAUACCGUUUGACAGUAUUGAAUGAUGAAGAAGUCGAUGCUGAACUUAAAUUGGUAACAGUUCCUAAUAAAAAGGUUAAGCUCGCAUUUCAUAAACUUCAAUAGUGAUAGUGAUAAUUACUGACACAUAGUAAACAGAUUUGCAAAUGUAUGUAAAAUAAACGAAGGAUUGUAGUUUUUUUUGUUUGUGCCUUAUUGGUGCCUUUGUCAUACUACAUGCGAAUGCGGAAAUGGCAACUUUGGCAAAGAAGGCUCACAGGUGGACUGUGAAAGAGCUCAUCGAACACUAAGCUGAGACGCAGGCUCUGUCCCAGUGAGGGCGUUAUGUCAAGAAGAAGAAGAAGUGUAAGUGUGUUACCAUUUACUUUGUUUUCCUUACAUCAUUUUGAAAUUGGACGUCUGUUCUCUACGGCGUAAAAUUUCCAAAAACGCACAUUUGCCCAAAAUUCCACGCGGUGGUCAUGGCUCAUAUAAGAAUGAAGUAAAAUUCUUCGGGAAACGCCGCAUGCAAUUUUGAGCAAACGCGUUAAUAUGGUCAAUGAUUCUAAAAACUGCGCGAUAGUUUGUAUCUAGUUAAGCAAAUGUUUUGUAAGUUUUUAGUUUUCAGUAUAAGCUUGAUAUUGCCAAAACAUUAGCAAAACUGUCUUAGGAAAAUCUUAGUUGUAUGUAAGUAUAAAUUAUAUAAAGUAAAUACAUCGUUACAUUGGUUGCAAAUAUC
Aedes aegypti (yellow fever mosquito) is the source of this 2114-nucleotide messenger RNA. RefSeq names its product cytochrome P450 315a1, mitochondrial (gene sad). Gene Ontology annotation, biological process: cortisol metabolic process; cellular response to peptide hormone stimulus; glucocorticoid biosynthetic process. Lineage: Eukaryota; Metazoa; Arthropoda; Insecta; Diptera; Culicidae. The record is from RefSeq and is a predicted model, not a curated record. Gene Ontology annotation, molecular function: oxidoreductase activity, acting on paired donors, with incorporation or reduction of molecular oxygen; heme binding; iron ion binding. Bases 50 to 1501 code for a protein of 483 amino acids. Gene Ontology annotation, cellular component: mitochondrial inner membrane. The transcript has 8 exons.